This is a messenger RNA of Rotaria sordida, 2013 nucleotides long. The record is from the annotation of a GenBank genome assembly. Lineage: Eukaryota; Metazoa; Rotifera; Eurotatoria; Philodinida; Philodinidae.
AUGUCAACGAGAAGUUUUCCAUUGACACAAGGUGAUGGAUACGGGAUUGUUGUUGGUUUUGGAGCGUUAUUCGCUAUUGGUAUGGUUGCUGCUACUUUCUGUUUAAAACGAUAUCAUGGUGAAGCAACAGAUUCAAGUGAAGGUUUUUCAACAGCUCAUCGAACAGUUAAAACAGGUCUUAUUGCAUCGGCUGUCGUCUCUUCAUGGACAUGGGCUGCUACUCUUUUACAAUCCAGUUCAGUUGCUUAUUCUUAUGGAAUUUCAGGUCCAUUUUGGUAUGCAAGUGGAGCAACUGUACAAAUAAUUUUAUUUUGUGUUAUUGCUAUUGAACUUAAACGUCGAGCUCCAUUUGCACAUACAUUUCUUGAAGUUAUUCAUGCUCGAUACGGUCCAAUAGUUCAUAUGGUUUAUAUUAUCUUUUGUUUAUGUACAAAUAUUCUUGUUACAUCAAUGUUAUUAACAGGUGGUUCGGCUGUUGUUCAUUCUCUUAGUGGAAUGCAUAUUGCUGCUGCAUGUUUUCUUUUACCAUUAGGAACAAUUAUUUAUACAAUGUUUGGAGGAAUUAAAGCUACUUUUCUUACAGAUUAUGCACAUACUGUAGUUGUUCUCAUUAUUAUUCUUUAUUUUGCAUUUGCUACUUAUGCAAAAUCAUCAUUACUUGGUUCACCAUCGAUAGUCUAUGAUUUAUUGGUUAAUGCCAGUAAAAUGCAUCCAAUUGAAGGUAAUGCAGAAGGAUCUUAUUUGACUAUGCGAUCAUCAGAUGGAGCAAUAUUUUUUAUUAUUAAUAUUAUUGGAAAUUUUGGAACUGUCUUUCUCGAUAAUGGAUAUUAUAAUAAGGCAAUUGCUGCUUCACCUGUUUCUGCUCUACCUGGUUACAUUCUUGGUGGUAUUUCAUGGUUUGCUGUUCCAUUUCUUGCUGCUACUACAAUGGGAUUGGCUGCUGUUGCAUUGGAAAAUAAUCCAGCAUUUCCUAGUUAUCCACAUCGAUUAGAUGUAGCUGAUGUGAUCGCCGGUUUAACUUUGCCAGCUGCUGCUGUAGCUCUACUUGGAAAAGCUGGAGCAAUAGCCACUUUAAUCAUGGUUUUUAUGGCUGUCACAAGUGCUAUGUCUGCUCAAUUGAUUGCUGUAAGUUCGAUUAUUACUUAUGAUCUUUACAAAACCUAUUUCAAUCGAGAAGCUAGUGGCAAAAAACUUAUCUACAUUUCACAUGUUUCGGUAGUGAUAUUUGGUCUUCUUAUGAGUGCUUGGUCAAUUGGAUUAUAUUAUAUUAAUAUAAGUUUGGGCUAUUUAUAUUUAUUGAUGGGUGUAAUUAUUUCAAAUGCCGUCGUACCGGGUGCUUUGACAUUACUAUGGAAUCGACAAAGUAAAUGGGCAGCUUGUCUUUCGCCACCAUUAGGUCUAGCUUGUUCAAUCACCGCAUGGUUAGUCACAACUAAAACUAAAUAUGGUGCAAUUACUGUUGAAACAAGUGGAUCAAAUAUUCCUAUGCUUGUCGGUAAUGUUGUUGCUUUAUGUAGUCCUAUUCUAUUCGUAUCUGUUCUUUCAUUGAUUCUACGUGAUAAAGUACCGUAUGAUUUUAAUUCGAUGAAAGAAAUUAAAUGUGAUAAUGAAGAAUCGGGAAAUACUCCAAAUUUGACUUCAGAAGAACUUGAACAUGAAGUAAAUUUACUAACAAGAAAUUUAAAUAUUGCACGAAUUACAGCAAUUGUUCUUACAUUAUGUUUAAUCAUACUUUGGCCAUGGCCUAUGUAUGGAACAGCAUAUGUUUUUAGUAAACGCUUUUUUACUGGUUGGGUUAUUGUUGGAAUUAUUUGGAUAUUUAUAUCAUUUUUCAUUGUUGGAAUUUAUCCACUUGUCGAAGGUCGUCAUUCAAUUGUAUCUGUUACUAAAAAGAUGUUUAAAGAUUUGAUGAUGACCUGUCGAAAACAUACUGCUGAUGAUAUACAGAUGAACGAUACAAUAAUAGAAAAAAGCAAGAAUUCUGCGGACAAUAAUCUAAUAGUAUUUUUCUAA